UUAUUUGGUCCGUGUGCCGACUGUGGCCAACUUCUUCGGAGAGACGCUAGGGUGUCUUACUAAGGUUACCUUUAAAAACAAUUUUGCAGGCGGUCGCGCGAGACGUCUUUAUUUAUUUUCACAAGAUUUGCUGUGCACAGCUUUAGUAACUUAGUAGGAUGGUUGUGCUAACCAACGACAAUAACAAUGCCGAUGAACGGGACUUAAUCCUAAUCGAGGAGCCUCCAAGGUCUCUGCCUAACUCUCCGGCCAAGCGUGUCUCGCCAGCCAAGAAAAAGCAAUUCUUCAUCAACCAAGCAAUCCGCAACUCAGACCUCAUCCCUAGAGCAAAGGGCAAGAAGAGCCUUAGAAGACUAGAGAACACUCGCUACCUGGCUAAUCUCCUGGAGAGAGAUGAAUGUGUCAAAGAGGAGGGCGAAGUCUGUGACUCUGCCAUCCCCACCAUCUUCACUGAAGCCUGCACCAAUGGGAACUAUGCUGAGACAUGGAGUGAUUUCAUGAAUCGCUCCGGAGAGGAGCAGGAGAAACUGUUGGCUCUGCUGGAGGAGGAGGCCAAGAGGACCUGUGCCAACCAACCACCCAAGGACCAGAGAGAGAUCAACCCUGCCUUCAGUGCUCAGGACUGCUUCCAGAAAAUCGACCGCAGGUUGCGUGUUUGUCUGAAGCGGAAAAAUAUCCCAAUUGGCACCCUGGAGGUCAUUGAGGAAGAUCUGCUGCGUUUUUUCAGGGCUCAGCCCCACUCUGUUUACAUCACUAAUCUUCAGAGCAGCUAUGAAAGGUUGUUGCUUCAUGCCGUCUGCCAGUACAUGGACCUCAUCUCCCAAAGUUCUGACUGUAAUGGGGCACGCCAGACCGAGGUGAAGAACAACCAAGAGGAGUUCCUGCCACCCCAUCCCCUUCUGUCCACUUACCUGGGCCAGAUGAGCUGAGAGAUGGACAGGACAGAAGAUGAGUGAGGAGAGGAUGCAUGGCCAUAAGGAGUCACCCUCGUCUCAUUAGCCAGUAGUAUCACUGAGGAAGCAGCUUUAUUAGGAGAUUGGGCUUUUUAAGUAGGAUUCUGUCAAUACUGAAAUUCUGUAUUGAUGGAUGCUGUAUUGAUAGGUUUAGCUAUGUAUUUCACAAUAUUUCCCUUUGGACAUACACUCAUGAUGGUGCGCAUUGUCAAUAGGUCAGUAGAUUAGGGAACAUGUCUCUAGUGGCUGGUUCCUAUACAGAGGCCGCGUUAAAGCAACACAAAAAGUAAAGGUCAGAGAGUAAAUCAUUAUUAGUUUGGUUUCAUAUCACAGGGCUGCAUGUCUGUCUUACAAAAUGACCAUAAUCUCCCACACAGACCCGAUUAUCUUCUAGAGAAAUCUACAAGACCUCUAUAUCAACAAAUGAUUUGAUUCAUCUUUUGACAUGACCAUUUCUCUCUGAGAGUGCCCCUUUAAGGUAGUACAUGUGUAGAAAAACAGUAUUGGUUGGAGGGCUCACAUCUCCCACUCACUUCCUGUUUCUCCAUUGUAAAAAAGUCAAAAAGCCAAAAAGAAAAACACUCUUGAAGGUGCAACACAUAAGAUACCAUCCUCCGACAUACAUACUUGCACAACAAACUUAGCAUGAUGUCUCACUGGCAUUAUAGAUAGGAAGCACUUAUCAAAAGACACAAGAUAGGAAUAGCACAAAUGUUUGCAUGAGUAGAGGAGCCCCAGGAUGUAAUAACGUGACAUAAUGCACAGCAUUAUAUAUGAACUGCCAGUAAAGUAGUAAUGUAGGUGUUCAAAAACAAUACUUUGCAUCGUUCACACAGUGCCAGUAUGCAAAACCUAUAUCAACAAUGUUAUGUUUUUUUAGGGCCCAUUGGUGAUGGAGAACCUACUACUUAUUGAAGCCAGUUAUAACUGCAAAUAGUCAUUGCAAUAUUGUAUUCAUAAUACGUUUAUUUGCCUCCCUGAUGACACAUACAUAAACCAUUUUAAUCUAAGCAAACCAUGCUUUAAAAGAGCCUAGUGCUCAAUGCUUACUUAUGAUGUGCGUUUGUUUAAUUUACUUUUAAUUCAGUAAUUUGAACAAUUGGAAUUCUUUCCAGAAUCCUAGAAGUUAAUGUAAGUGAGUUUUCUAGCAAGCUUCUGGUGCAUUUGAAUUCAAAUGCACAAAUGGGAGCCCUUGGACAAACUAUCCACCAUCCCCUGACUACAACAAAACAAAUGCCCUUUGCUAAAGUUUUUCCAAAAAUUACUACAUGUCUAAUAUCACAUAAAACACAUAUUUAUGUCUGUUUCACCAGCGCUGUGCUCAUCUGUUUCUGCUUAACUUGGGAGAAAUUUGGGAGUACGGAGAUGUUUGAUCUCAUCUUCUGUCCACUUUAUAAAUCAUCUCAAGUUACCCUUUCUCUCAUCCAAGUUUCUUAGCUCAGGGUUUUGUUUAUUUAAUGUGUAUUCUCUCCAAGUGAAGUGUCGUUCUGCAUUCAGUCCGAUUCAAAGGCUUCCAUGCCGACAGUUAUCUGACCUAAAUGGUCCAUGAUUGGGUUAUGGUACCUCUUAAAUUCUGUACACAAACCUCAACACAGCACCACUGCCACUACCAAGAGGCCUCCCACAUAUCUGAUGCAUCUGUUUUGUAUAGGCCUACUAUACCUACAUCAAAACAUGGUACAUGACACAAUGGAUGUCUGAUGAGAUACUUGGGCAGUGCAUAAACACCUUGAUGGUACCCAAUUUUCUUAUUUCCCUCAUGAACACAGAUAUGUUUCGAUUCGGUCGUCAUUUCAUUCUAACUCGAUGGGCCAGUGUGCAAGCCAGUUGUGUCUGAUUCUGCUACUUGCUCCAUAUUAGAAUGUAUACCAUAGAUAGAAUCUUACCCAUCAGGUUUACAACAGCUCUGAGGGAAGUUGCCAUUAUCUCUUGGUACUUGAAAUCACGCGGACUAACCCCUCCUUUGAGCUGUAAGGUGCUGUGUUAUUUGUACAGAGACGAGCACCUCUACAUUGGGUGCAUACGCCAAAGUGGUUGUGUUUUUCAUUCCGUGUGACACGUUUGUACAUGCAGAUAUGUAUGUGUGUGUGUGUUUAUACAUUUAUACACUUUAAGCCUUUACAACCAGAGUCAGUGGUUCAGUCAACCGUUGUUUCAUGUCGGAGAAUAUGUUUUUUUUUUUUUUUUUUAUCAUUAACCAAAGUUUGCAGAGUGUGUGAUCAUAGUGUCUCAGGCAUCAUUACACCCUUAUGAAUGUUAUCUGUGGUGUGAUAUCCGUAUUUUAAAAAGUGCAUUUAUGGAUGGGCCUACACAUUACAUUAUGAACUUAAAAAAAAUACCCCAAUAUGUAGCCCUUCUAUUCACAGGCAGCUGUGAUUUAGCAAAUAGUCAGUAAUAACUUUUUACUAGACAUGUUUAUACAUUGCAUCCUCCUUUUUAAAAUCACACCUGUACACAGUAUGUGCCAAUAGAAGAUGAAUAGUCACACUUUGUAUGAUUAUAAGCUUUAAGCUGUCUGUAUGGUUGUUUUAAUAUAUGAGAUGCUUAUAUGUAUGUUUGUGACAUUGGUGUGUAUUUAUAUUGUACAAGGAUAAUGGAGUGUGGGUUUAAUUUAAAAUGCUUGAAUUUUAAGCAAUCACAACAUUAAAAUGAAACUCUUGACAGGAUGAAAGCCAUGUACUCAUCAAUAUCCUCAUUAAAAUCUGAAAUCAGUUUGAAGGCUGUUAA
Messenger RNA from Sardina pilchardus (European sardine), 3680 nucleotides. It is a transcript of the gene r3hdm4, whose product is annotated as R3H domain containing 4. Lineage: Eukaryota; Metazoa; Chordata; Actinopteri; Clupeiformes; Clupeidae. The transcript is spliced from 8 exons. The coding region runs from base 159 to 929 and encodes 256 amino acids. The record is from RefSeq and is a predicted model, not a curated record. Gene Ontology annotation, molecular function: nucleic acid binding.